Arachis ipaensis is the source of this 2018-nucleotide messenger RNA. The record is from RefSeq and is a predicted model, not a curated record. Lineage: Eukaryota; Viridiplantae; Streptophyta; Magnoliopsida; Fabales; Fabaceae.
CUUCCUUCAGAGAGAAAACAUUCGUUGGCCUUCAAAAGAUUUGUGUUUGGACCUCUUUGCAUACGGUUUAUCUCAUUCUGCUGUUUGAUGGUGAAAAUGCUACAAGGAAUGGAUAUAUCAGAGUACACUCGAAUUGUUUUCGACAAACUUCAAAAAUUGGAACCAGAGCAUGCCACAAAGAUAAUUGGAUACCUCCUUGUUCAAGAACAUGGCGAGGAACAGAUGAUUAAAUUGGCUUCAUACCCAGACCACCUGAUCCGUGAAGUCGCUUUCAAAGCCAAAACCGAAUUCCAGAUACUAACCACACUUCCAGAUCUAAGGCACUUAAUCACCCUCCAACUUUCCUCUCCUUCUUGGGAUCAUCACUCUUUCUCGGAACUUCAGAAGCAGUUCGAAAUAUUCGAAACAAGAAUGGCAAAUGAUUACUGCAUUGCAGAUGCCUUGCCUUGCAAGUUAAGAGGCGGAAGGAGGUUUUCGAACGAGUUUCCGGUGAAAACCUGUCACUAUUUCAACAAAGGCUAUUGCAAGCAUGGAGCUAGUUGUCGCUAUUAUCACGGACAGGCUGGCAACGAGAUGUACGGAAGCUACGACUAUUCUUCUUCUUCUUCUUCGGUUCAGGGGGAUCAAGUGAUUUCGGCAGGGUCUUUGGCGAAUUUGGAGACGGAAAUCGUGGAGCUGUUGAAAUCAAGAAAAGGAAGUCCGAUUUCGAUAGCUUCGCUUCCAAUGGCGUACUAUGAGAAGUAUAACAAGGUACUGCAGGCUGAAGGUUAUCUUACUGAGAGCCAGAGACAUGGUAAGUCUGGUUAUAGUUUGACCAAGCUUCUUGCAAGAUGGAAGAAUUGCAUUCGCGUAUUUGACAGGUCAUUUCUUAAACCUUUAACAUCUACUCCAACAACAUUCUUAUUAUUCUUGCCUCAUGGGCAGCACGCAGUGGUUUUGGCAGAAGAUGCUCCAAAAUACAUAGGAAAGGGAGAGUUUGGUCAAAAUAUUAGUGCGUCAAGACAAAUAUAUUUGACAUUUCCAGCUGAUAGCACUUUCACAGAGGAAGAUGUUUCAAACUACUUCAACACCUUUGGGAGUGUUGAAGAUGUAAGGAUUCCAUGCCAACAGAGAAGGAUGUUUGGAUUUGUGACCUUUGUUGAACCAGAAACUGUUAAAAUGAUUUUGGAAAAGGGAAAUCCCCAUUAUGUUCGUGGCUCUAGGGUGCUUGUAAAACCUUACAAGGAGAAGCCAAAAGUUGAUAGGAAGUACGUAGAGAGGAUUGAGCACCCUGAUUGUUAUUCGUCUCGCUAUGUAGGUCUGGAUGCAGAGCUUACAAUUCCAAGAAGAUGCGGUAACCCUCAAGGCCUGAGGAGAUUCCUCAUUGAAGAGCAGGAGCAUGCUCUUGAAUUCCAAAGAAGACGAAUUGCAGAGUUACAGCUAGGCCGAAAAUGGAUGUCGAAUUCACCCCAUUUUGGCUUUGACAUGGAGGAGCUAAAGGUUCCUGAUGAUCAUUUCAAUCAUCAGUCCACUGGAUCCUCCAGUAGUUAUGCUUCAACUGACAAAUCUGGAUAUACAAAAACAGAAGCUAACUAUACUGAUCAGGACAGCUGUGAAGGAUUGAAUCUCCCAGAAAGUCCAUUUGCAUUUCCGGUAGAUAAUGAAAUUUCAGCCAUGGUAUAAGUUUGGAACACAUUACAUGGAGAUAGAGUUAAAAUAAUUCUAGGCAAAAGACAACCUGUGUAGCUGAAGAGACAGUUUGAAUGGUGGAAGGAACUAACAAGUAAAAAUAACUUAGUAACAAAUAUUAUAAGACGGUUAUAAAUUUUACUCAUAGAAAGAUGCCAAAAGGUUUGUUUUUUAGAUGAUUUAGAUGGGGUUAUUUAAAAUUAAUCCCUGGGUUAAAAGUAAUUAGGUAUCAUGUACACUCUCUGUUAUACUUUUUAUCACUGGUGUAAUAAUUAUUGUUUAUACCAAGGCCAUAAUUAUUUGGUCAGGUUUGGUUUGGUUUUUUUGAGUGGCUUUUGGAUAUUACUAUU